This is a messenger RNA of Bombus impatiens (common eastern bumble bee), 2035 nucleotides long. Its product is annotated as putative inorganic phosphate cotransporter. NCBI's taxonomy places the organism in Eukaryota, Metazoa, Arthropoda, Insecta, Hymenoptera, Apidae. Gene Ontology annotation, cellular component: plasma membrane. The coding region runs from base 377 to 1945 and encodes 522 amino acids. Gene Ontology annotation, biological process: transmembrane transport; monoatomic anion transport. The transcript has 8 exons. Gene Ontology annotation, molecular function: transmembrane transporter activity. The record is from RefSeq and is a predicted model, not a curated record.
UAUUCCAUCAACGCGAUUCCGUUGCCAGCAACACGCCGAAGUUCGUCUAUACUUUGUUCUCGGGCCGAACAUUUCUCCCGCGUCGCUAGUUUCGGGUCUUCCUUUCUCGUAGCUUCGUCUCCCUCCGAGACUAUUUCACGCGCGUCUCGCCUUUUUUUCCUGGCCGUUUCCAAAUUCUAUCGGCGUUUCGAAAAAACCGCGUGGUUCUUUUUCCUGCGUUGCAAGAAUUACCGGACGUUUUUGCCUAAUCCUUUCCACUCGUUCUUCCUUUCUUAACCCCGUUUUACGCCUUUUCUAAUCGGAAUCGACGAUCGAGAAGCGCAACUAGCGAUAAAUUCUCCUCCGCUAGCAGCGAUCGACUUCUAACGCAUCCAGGAUGGCUUUGAACCACAAGAUCCUAGAUUCGCUGACAUGUAGACAAGUGUUAAACAUCAUGGUGAUCCUUGGUUUCAUGCUAAACUAUAUGCUACGCGUCAACAUGACGAUCGCCAUAGUAUCGAUGGUGAUUCCGAGCAACGAUACUUGGCGGUUGAACGAUUCGAGUAAAUCUGCCACGACCGAGUACUUCGAUCGUGGAAUCGCGGUAAACGUUACCUCGCUCGAUAAUGGAACAGCGACGAUCGCCCCUAAUCCCGCUACAGCUUCGUUCCCCUAUGCGCCUGCACACGAGGAAACGAAUCGGACCAGAUAUCCGUGGAACGAGUACCAAGUGAAUCUCGUGUUGGGUAGCUUUUUCUGGGGCUACAUAUGCACAGAGUUGCCAGGUGGCCGUCUCGCUGAAGUAGUAGGACCUAAAAGAGUGUUUGGAUACAGUAUGAUGGUAUCUAGCGCUAUUACGUUAUUAACACCUCUGUCGGCGACUUAUGGCUACAUCGCUGUCGUCGCCUUAAGAGCGGUGCUUGGAUUCAUGUUGGGAGCUACUUGGCCUGCCAUGCAGCCGAUGACCGCAAGGUGGAUACCACCGACGGAACGCAGCAAAUUCGUCUCGAAUAUGAUGGCUUCGUCGCUCGGAGCGGCGAUAACUAUGCCGAUUUGUGGGUUUCUAAUCGCUUACCUCGGUUGGGAAUCCGUAUUCUACGUAACCGGAGCGAUAGGCCUCGUAUGGAGCGUAGCUUGGUUUUUCUUAAUAUUCGAUUCUCCUAGACAACAUCCGAGAAUCACGAUCGAGGAACGCCAAUAUAUCGAAGACUCGAUCGGUUCUACUUCCACGACAAAGCGGUUGCCCGUUCCGUGGAAAUCCAUCUUUCUCUCGACUCCCGUUUGGGCUAUCGUGCUGACUCACUCGUGUAACGUGUUCGGUUACUUUACCGUUGUCAAUCAACUACCAACUUACAUGAAGUACAUCUUGAAUUUCAACAUCAAAGAGAACGGAUUAUUAUCCUCCUUGCCGUACCUUGGCAAAUAUAUCUUCGCCGUUACAACAUCCUCUGUGGCUGACUAUUUGUUCAAGACAAAGAAAUUGUCGGUAACGGCUAUUCGAAAGAUCUUCACCAGCUUCGCCGUGUUAAGUCCAGGGUUAUUGAUGAUCGUGCAAGCAAAUUACGGAUACGAUCGCAUUACGUCCGUAUCGAUUUUCACUAUUGCUCUGACGAUCAACGGUGCAGUAACAGCUGGAUAUCUGGGGAACAGUUUAGACAUUGCACCCAACUUUUCAGGCACUAUUUUCGGCAUGAUGAACACGCUCGGUUCCCUAGGCGGAUUUCUAAGCAGUUACAUGGUCGGCUCGUUAACCUACAAAAAUCAAACCUAUUCAGGAUGGAGUAUAGUUUUUUGGAUAUUAGGGUGGAUUUAUUGUCUUGGCGCACUUACGUUUACCAUUUUUGGUAGCGGUCAGUUACAACCGUGGAACAAUCCCGAGAAGAAGCAAGUACGAAAACAAAGCAACGUAAUCACCAUCGAUCAUCCGCAGGAAUUCGUUUCGCUAGACGAAAAGACUGUUCCUUAACGAAAUAAUUGAAAAAUAAAACUACAAUUUCAACUCAAAUGUAUGAUAACGUGAUAUUUACUAUGUUUUCAUAAACAAAACGUAUUACCA